This is a messenger RNA of Aspergillus novofumigatus IBT 16806, 668 nucleotides long. RefSeq lists its product as uncharacterized. The record is from RefSeq and is a predicted model, not a curated record. The transcript is spliced from 3 exons. The coding region runs from base 79 to 474 and encodes 131 amino acids. Lineage: Eukaryota; Fungi; Ascomycota; Eurotiomycetes; Eurotiales; Aspergillaceae.
CCACCAUGGCCACAUAUCGCCUGGAAUCUUUUUCAAGAUGAACCUAACCUUCCCUCCAGGAGUAAUGGGAGGAGGACGAUGACUUCGGACCAGAACACAACAACUACAACAUUAUCGAAAACAGAAUUGAUCUCGGAACUUAGGCGUCUUCGACAAGACUUGCAAGAGCUGCAGUCUGCCAGUAAUCCGAACAAAAAUCCGCAAAUAAGCGACCGGCCUGAGCCUUCUACCUCCGCCACUCAACCAGACAAUUCUGUUCCCCAUCGAGAUCCCGCAUCCGAGAAGCCGGAAACAUUACGGUGCUGGGAAUCCUGUUGCAACGGCCGAUUAUUCUCGAAUCGAAGUAACUUAAUACGACACCAGCGCGAGCGAAGAGGCGAAUCAGCGAAGAUGCGGUGUUCCUUUUGCGAUGCGGUUUUCUUGCGCAGCUCCGCCCGGAAUGCGCAUGAGGCUUCCAGGAGAUGUCGUCGAUAAACGGAGCGUGCAAGGAGCGGGAAAAGGCACUAUCAGUGGCCUCAGCUUGUUUAGAUCGGUGUCUGAAUAGAGAAAGAAUGUCGUAGAGCAUCUUUGGUCAGUGAGCCCGGUAGCGGUCUUUGAUCUGGGCUCGUCGGUGGUAUGUGAGCAGCUGACUGGCGAGUCGCAUACUCGAAACGAUUCGAUCUAGCAGU